Molecule: messenger RNA, 1411 nt
Organism: Eublepharis macularius
Lineage: Eukaryota; Metazoa; Chordata; Lepidosauria; Squamata; Eublepharidae
Gene: JPT1
Product: Jupiter microtubule associated homolog 1
Exons: 5
Coding region: 97-558 (153 amino acids)
Cellular component (GO): nucleus
Source: RefSeq, a predicted model, not a curated record
GUCUCUUGCAGUCGCAGGGAGGCGAGGUGCGGGGAAUAUCAUCACCCGGUCGCCUCAUUCGAGGGUGCUUUUCCUCAUCCCCGUUUUUCUCCCACCAUGACCACCACGACCACCUUCAAGGGGAUGGAUCCCAGCGGCCGGAGCAGCUCCAGAGUUCUUCGCCCUCCAGGUGGUGGUUCCAAUUUCUCUUUGGGAUUUGAUGAACCAAAAGACCAACCAGUGCGAAAGAACAGGAUGGCAUCCGAUAUCUUUGGGACUGCAGAAGAGAAUCCACCUUCCUGGGCUAGGUCAACAGCAACCAAAUCCAGUGAUGUCAAUGAAAGUUCUGAAGCACCUGGAUCCCAAAGAAGAAAAUCUUCUGAUGCAAACUGUGGAGACUAUGUAGAUCCAAAGGCUGGAGAAGUCGAGGUUCCUGAAAACAUCGAAGCUGAAAUAGAAACUGCUUCAGGCCCGAGUGAAGAAAAGCCCCUGCCGGCUGCACCUGUUCCUAGCCCAGUAGCCCCUGCACCUUCUAGGAGAAAUCCACCUGGUGGGAAGUCAAGCCUAGUCCUUGGUUAAACUUCUUCCUCUUUGUUCCUAACUACUUUGAACUCAUGUCUGUCAUCUUUUUCUUUUCCCUUCCAUGCUUGUGAACUGCACAACUUGAGCCUGACUGUACAUCUCGAAACUAUCAUUAAAGGAAGCACUUUAUGUACUUCGUUUUUAAAGGAUUUUUUUCAACUUUGUUUUUGUCUCCCUUGGGUCUACUGGAAGUGGUAUGUGUGAUCUCUCCCCCCCCCCCCCAGUGGUAGACUUAGAACAGUGGUAUUUGCUAUACAGCCCAUGGCUGACGGAAAGAUUUCCAAGAUAUAUAGUAGUGUGUAUCAUAAACUAGACUGGUUGGUUCUGUGUGUGCGCUAGGUGGCAUUUUUGUCCUGAAACUUGUAGAAACCCCUUAGUUGGCUUAGAAGGAUUGAAAGUCAGGGUUGUACAGAUGUGGGGGUUUCUUCCCUACCCAUCUUGGCCACACACUGGUUGUUUAUCCACGGUAUCCUUCAAUAACUGCCAAGCGUCUCUUGUGCAUUACAGAACAGAUACGUGGUGCUAAUAACUACCAUGCUGCCUUCAACUAAUGGAAUCUUGAUUCAGCCUUGGUAAGAUGGGGCCAGUGCCAAAUACAGUGAUGUGAGCCGGCUGUUCUUUUGCUCGGGUAUCAGACCCUUUCAUUCUUUUUUUUUUUAAAAGAAGGUGGAACAAAUCUUACGAAAGUGAGUAUUGGAUGGGAAACUCAUUCUGGUCCAAACAACUCCAGUGCUAUGCAUGAUCAUGCAGGUGCUUGACCGUGAGGUUACGAUUUCAUCUUUCUAAAUGUGUGUUGUAAUUUGACAAAACUGGGCUGUUGCUUAAAAAUAAAGGAUAUUGAAAUUUUGAA